CUCCAUUCCACUCUCUUUGAAAUCUUUUCAACCUGGCUCCACGACAGCCCACAACCUCUCAUUUCCUCCUCGCACGAUCUCCUCCAUGUCACCCUCACCCCGGACUCCCAACUCGUCGUUUCCCAUCUCGGUUCCACUCGAUGCCCUGGCCUUGCGCGUGAUGUCCCCAGUCGGCCUUCUCAGUGUAUGCCCAAUCCAAUCCAUCUCCACUUCCUUCUGUAUAUUUGUUCAACGAUAGCUUCUUGCUUCGUUGCCAGAGUGAGUUCCUUGCUGUUUAUUCUUUCCGGUCAUCUGAUCUUCAGUAACCAGCCAGCGUAGGCAGCUGUUGAUGAAUAUCUGUAGUUUGUUGGAAAUGCCUUUCGCAACGCACCAAGUCUCUGAACCAUCACACAGAAGCACUGACUUGAUUGUCUUUGGUGUUGAAAAUCCGGAUGUUGUUCACGCAUUGUGCUGAGUGCAGAAGAUCUCCAUGCUGGUUUCAGGUUAAUGAACGCCUGUCUUGCUUCUACGAUUCUGACUUUGACGUUCUCGUGUGUGCCACUGCCUGUAGUUGAAACAGUGCUGCCUAGAUAGGUGAAAGAGGCUACUUCCUUUAAGUUUCUCCCGUUGAUGGUGAUUAGAGUUGUUGUUGAUGGUGGUGGUGGUAGUGUUGGUUGGAUAUCUUCAUCACCUCUGUCUUAUCUACGUUCACUUGAAGUCCCGUCUUCGCUUCCCUGCCUCGCCUCUUCUGUCAACUUGUUAUUUUUUGCCUGUAGAUCUUCAAGUUUGCGUGAUAUUAGAAACAAGUCAUCGACGAAAUCCAAAUCUUCGAGGGUCUUUUCAUCGGUCAAACAGCGCAUGCCCCUCUUCUCGCUCCUCACUGUUUGUUGCAUGAUCCAGUUCAACACAAUCAGGAAGAUGAUCGGUGAUAGUAGACAGCCUUGUCUCACUCCUGCCUGUCUUCAUUUCAAAAGCAUCACUGAGCUUCCCAUUGUGAAUUACUUGGCAUUUAGCAUCCUUAUAAAGCUACCAUUGAAUGAG
Heterobilharzia americana is the source of this 1020-nucleotide messenger RNA. The record is from the annotation of a GenBank genome assembly. Lineage: Eukaryota; Metazoa; Platyhelminthes; Trematoda; Strigeidida; Schistosomatidae.